AUUGAAUUAUUACCAUAAUGAUGAUGAUGAUGAUAAUGAUUACAUAAACGAUGGAAACACAACGAAAAUUGAAUCUAACCGAUUCUUGCAAUAAUGAACAACUUCAUCAGAAUUCAAAUUCAACAGAAUCAAUCUGGAUUAAUAUACAACAAAAAACAUUUAUAAAUUGGAUAAAUGAACAGCUUCGAUCAACUGGUGUUCAAGUCCGAAAUCUACAACAAGAUUUUGCAAAUGGUUUAAAAUUAAUCACAUUGGUUGAAUGUUUACAGAAUCGUAAAUUGAAAAAAAUCCAACGACCAUUAAAUCAACAUCAAUCAAUUGAAAAUGUACAGAUUGCAUUGAAUGCAAUAGCUUCCGAUCAUAUACGUCUUGUCAACAUAGGCAGUACUGAUAUUGUGUCUGGUAACCUAAAGCUAAUACUUGGUUUAUUAUGGCAACUGAUCACUCGUUAUCAAUUGGGUAAAGCAACUACACUGCCAAAAAAAUUGUUGCUUUCAUGGCUUGAAUCUGCGUUACCAGAUUUGAAAAUAACAAAUUUCACAAAAGAUUGGAAUAAUGGCAUUGCAUUGGCUGCAUUAUUGGAUUUUUGUAAACCGGGCAUAUUCAGUGAUUGGCGAAAACUUUCACCAAAAAAUAGUGUGGAAAAUUGCCAUAAAGCAAUGACAAUGGCCAAAACUGAAUUCAAUAUACCGAUGAUUAUAACGGCAGAAGAUUUAAGUAAUCCAAAUUUGGAUGAAAAAUCUGCGCUAACAUAUCUAUCGUAUUUUAUGAAAGAAAAUGGUCCCGGUUACAAUCUAAUCGUUAAUUGGACAAAACAAAUAUUGCCAAAUGCUGAUUUAACAAAUCUAACGACCGAUUGGAAUAGCGGCAUUCUGUUCUGUCAUUUACUCAAUAAAAUUGGUGCCAACAUUGAAAACGUUCAAAAUCUCAAAUCGGAUAAAAAAUAUUGGGAAAAUAAUUGGUCACUAGCCUUCGAAACAGGCCGCAAAAAUCUAGGCAUUGAACCACCGAAUCAAUUGAAAGCAAAACAUUUUUCUGAUCCAAAUAUUGAAUAUAUAAGCGUUAUGGCUUAUCUGACAAAAUUGAUUCACAUUUCACGUAAACAAAAUGAUCACGAUCAAUAUGAUAAUCAACUACGUGUAAUUGGUGUAAAUUUGAACAAUGUUUUCGUACAAAAAGAAGCAUUAUUCAAUAUUGAAAUAUUAAUGGAUAAUAUUGAAUUGGAAUUUGUUCGAUCAGAAGUUCAUCAUUUAUCGACGAAUAAAUUGAUAACAUCGGAAAUCACUGUGAAUAAAUAUGGUGGCACAGGAAAAUUUACACCACUAGAUGCCGGAUUAUAUGAAUUGAAAAUUUUCUACAAAGAAACUUUGGCCACAAAACCAUUAAUGAUAAAAGUACAUCCUGAUCUAACGAAUGUCAUAUUUUCCGGCAUUGAACCUUGUUCAGUUGGUUCACUAGUUGAAGUGGUGAUCAAUUCCAAUGGUGCCGGUUCAUCCGAUGUUAAAGUAGUGGCCGUAUCGUCAACGAAACGUGAAUUAAAUUGUGAAUUAAUCGAAAAAGAUAAUUCAAUUAUUGCAAAUUUUAUACCGGAUGAAAUUGGUGAAUGGCGUAUUGCCAUCACAUAUUCCGGGGAACAUAUUAAUGGUAGUCCAUUUCCAUGUUUAGUUUAUGAUUGUAAUCAAGUGACAGUCAAUCAUAAUAAUAAUCAACAGCAAGUGAAUUUGGAUGAAAAAAUUUUCUUCACCGUUGAUUGCCGUAAAGCUGGCUGGGGUAAAUUGAAUAUAAAAGUUUUUCAUUCAUCGAAUCCACAGCAUCAGCAACAACAACAACAACCGCCAAUUGAAAUUGAUGAACGUGGAAAUGGAAUCUAUAAUGUAUCGUUUAAAGCAGAAUCGAUCGGAAAAUAUUUCAUUCACGUUACAUUCAAUCAACAAGAAAUACCAAAUUCACCAUUUGAAAUUCAAGUACUUCCGCCAUCAUCAUCAUCAUCAUCAAUAAUUGAUCUAAAUAAUCGAAUGCAAAGAGCAGCUAUCAGCGAUCAUGCUAUGGCCAGCAAUAAAAAUGGCCAAGAAAAGAAACAGCAACAACAACUUGAUCAAAAAUCGUUUAUUGUUGAAAAUCAAGAAAUUUUUCGUACACAAGUUGGAAAACUGGCACAAUUAGAAAUCAAUAAUAAUUUUGGUGAUUCAAAUUUGUUAUCAUAUUUUGUUAAAGAUCCAUUGCAACAAAAACUUUCGGCAAUUUUGAAACGAAUUGAACCAACACCUGGUGAUGAUGGUGGUUCAUAUAAAUUGGAAUUCAUGCCCAUAAUGGUUGGAAAUCAUACAGUAUUCAUUGAUGUUGAUAAUCAACCCAUCAAAGGUAGCCCGUUCGUAUGGAAUGUUUAUGAUUUGAAUCAAGUGAAAGUGAUAUUUUUCCAUGAAAAUAAUUUGAAAAUUGGACAUGACGUUCAUUUUGAAAUCGAUACAUCCAAUGCUGGUGUUGGAAAUGUUGAAGUUUUCAUUGAUAAUGGAUCAGUUCCUUGUACAUUGAAAUCGUUGUGUAAAACACGAUAUUUAGUAAUAUUUAAACCAAAACAAUCCAAUUCAAUCAUCGAUGUACGAUUCAAUGGUGAAAGUUUGCCAGAAUCACCAUUUCAUUUGCAAUCUGCAACAUCUACUACAAACGGCGCUAAACAUCAUCAACAUAAUGGCAAUGAUGAUCAAGAUGAAGAUGAAAAAUCAAGCGGUACAUUUCAUAUUGAAUCUAUUGAAAAUUUCAAAGUCAACGUAUCUACUUCGUUCACAAUUAGUGUUAAAAAUAUGAUCAUCUCAAUGGAAGAUUUAUCCGUAUCGAUAUUGGAUUCAACAAUUUCAUCCGUAAUAAAUUAUCGUAUCGUUGAAGAACCGGAUAACGUGUAUCGUGUUUUAUUCACUGCCCAAGCGGUUGGAACUUAUGAAUUUAAAAUAUUCUAUAAAAAUACAAUGAUUCAUUUAUUUACGGCCAAAGCAUAUGAUUUAACGAAAAUUACCUUGACUGAUAUACCAAAGACGAUAAUUUUGAACGAAAAAUGCAAUAUACAAGUUGAUGCAUCCAGUGCUGGCGAAGGACAACUGGAAAUUGCCAUAAAUGAUGGUGAAGUACCAAAUCAUGUACAAGUAUUGGGCAAUGGAAAAUGUUUGAUAAGUUUCAAACCAGAAUCACUGGUGGAACAUGUAGUGGAUAUAAAAUUCAACAAUGAAAACAUUAUCGGCUGUCCAUUUGUUUGUCGUGUUCAAGAAUUUCCGGAUCUAAAAUUUGAUCUUUCGAAAAUUGAAUUAAUACAGGUGGGCUUUCCUGUUCGAUUCACAAUCGAUAGUGGUAAUUAUCGAUUGGAAAAGAAAAAUUUUUCGAUUAUCAUUCUAUCACCAUCAUCGAAUGAACCGUUGCCCGUGAAUAUAACAUAUGGUCCAAUUGUAUUAUGUGAAUUCAUACCGAAUGAAGUUGGUCUAUACGCUAUUAAUUUUGAAUAUUGUGCCAAACUAGUCUUUAAUCAGCCAUAUUUAAUUAAAAGUUUUGAUCCAACCAAAGUAAUUGUUCAAGCACCGACAAAUGGUUGUGUAGGGAAACCGAUACAAUUUAUUGUCGAUGCUAUAUAUGCUGGUGAAGGUAAUCUUGAAAUAUCUGUGGUAACCAAUGAAAAAAAUGUGCCAACACAAGUACAACCAAUUGGUGGUGCUAAAUUUGGUGUCUGUUUCACGCCAUCACAAUCUAAUGAUCACGUUGUUUCCAUUACAUUCAAUAAUAUUGCUGUCAAUGGCAAUCCAUUUUUGGUCAAUGUUCUGCCAUCAACCGAUAAGCCGAUUGUAACCGGAUCGGCAUUACAUUAUUCACCAGUCGAUCAAAUUGCGCGUCUCACCAUACAUAAUGUUGAUUCGGAGAAUGAUAUCAUAGCCAAAGUACAAGAUGGAAAUAAUCAAGUCAUUUCGGCCAACAUUAUCAAAGAUUUACAAAAUCAAUGUAUUCAUUUGGAAUUUUUGCCAAAAAUGCCAGGCGAAUAUAAAAUUCAACUUAAAUAUAAAGGCGAACAUAUACAAGGAUCGCCUUUCUUGACGAAAAUUUAUGAUAUCAAAAAAAUCAAAGUAAAAGAUAUCCCAGAUGAAAUUUGUAUGGGAAAGAUGGUUACCUUUUUAGUUGAAGCAACAAAUGCUGGACCUGGAAAUCUAGAAGUGAUUGUUAAUAAUGGAAAAGUUCCAUCCACGCCUAAAUCAUUGGGACCUAGUUUAUAUGCCAUUUCAUUUGUACCGAUCGAUCCAGAAAUUCAUGUUAUCGAAAUUAAAUUCAAUGGAAAAAAUGUUGAAAAUUCACCAUUUCGUUGUAAAAUACUUGAUGCAGAAAAAGUGGUCAUGUUUCAACCAUUGGAAAAAGUGGCCGUCAAUAAAGUAUCACAAAUUACGGUCGAUACAAAUGGUGGCCUAUUGAAUGAAAAUUCCAUUGUCAUUCUAAGUCCAUCACAUCAAAAUCUAAAACCAAUAUUAUUAGGUGAUCAUUUAAAUGGUUAUCAGAUUCAAUUCAAUCCACAAGAAGUUGGUGAUCAUGCUAUUGAUAUAAAAAUUGGUGGCAAUUCCAUUCCUGGUUGUCCAUUUUUAGUAAAAGUUUAUGAUGCAAAAAAAGUUAAAGUUACCGAUAUCAAAAAUGGUUUUGUUGGCAAACCAAUUUAUUUUUCCAUAAAUGCUAGUCCAGCUGGUGCUGGAAACCUGGAGAUUAUUGUAUCAUCGAAUGGCCGAAAUGUACCGAAUUAUGUACAAUCAGAAGGAAAUGCAAAAUUUCGUGUUAAUUUCAAACCAACAGAAGCAACAUUACAUAUGAUUAGUUGUAAAUUUAAUGGUGAACCAGUACCGGGUAGUCCAUUCACCGUUCAAGUAUUUGAAGCAAAUAAUCCAUUGGGAACCCUAUUCUCUGAUUCAUCAAUCAAGAAUAUUUCAUUAAACAAAGGCGUAGAAUUUCGUAUAGAAAAUCCAAAUAAUGAAUUGAAACAAUGUCAAAUCAUAAUAACAACACCUAGCCGUAAAAACGUUAAUCCUGUGGUGGAAAAGUUACCCAAUUAUUUUAAUGUACGAUUUAAACCUAUGGAAAUUGGUCCACAUCAAAUGAUUAUAUCGUUGGAUGGAUUACCAGUGCCUGGUUGUCCAUUCACCAGUAAUGUUUAUGAUGUUAACCGAAUCAAACUUGGACAAUUGAACAGAUGCGCGUUGGGCAAACCAUUUACCUUUCAAGUGGAUGCAUCACAGGCAGGUGAAGGUACAUUAGAAUUGGUUAUAUCCACUGAUAAUAGCUCCGUACGUGCUGAAGUAUUGAUGAAAAGUCGUGGACUUUAUGAUGUUACUUUUAUACCUCAAGAAUGUGUGCCACAUUAUCUAAAUAUGACAUUUAAUGAUGAAGAUGUUCCAGGUAGUCCUUUCGAUAUUGAAAUUAUAAAAUCACCUGUUUCCACUACAACAACAACGGCUACAAUGGAAGAUCGACGGACUUUAACUGGACGUGUGAAUCAAAUCAACUUAGUGAAUUUUCGUCAACAAUCAUCAUCAUCAUCGAAUAUUCGAUCAAUGAUCGUUGGGCCAAAUAAAACAAAAAUAACUGGAUCAUUGAUAAAAGUGGAUGAGGAAAAUUUUCGAUUGGAAUAUCUGCCUAAACUGGUAGGCAGACAUAAAAUCGAAAUUUUUGACAAUGAUAAACCAAUAUGGAAAGAACCAUUAUUUAUUGGCGUCGUUGAUCCAAAUCAAAUUCAAGUUUCAAUGCCCGCAAAUUGUUUACAAGGAAAAGAAUAUGAAUUCAAUGUUGACACUUCAAAAGCAGGCGAUGGAGAUUUACUUGUCAAGAUUAUUAGCGAUCAUGAUCAUAAUCAGGAUGUUCCAUUCAAAACCAAGGAUAACGUUGAAUCACGAUUACAUCGAUUUUCAUUCAUACCUGAAAUGGCUAAUAUUUAUCGUAUUGAAAUUUAUUAUAAUAAAUAUCCAAUGAUCGGGUCACCAUUCAUCGUUAAAGUUCAACCUGCACAUCUUGAAUCAAUCAUUAUCUAUGGUGAAGGAUUGAAAUCGGCCCAUUGUAAUGAAAGAGCGAUAUUUUUCAUUGAAAGCGAAGAUUUAUCUGCUAAUGAUUUUGAUAUCAUUGUUACCGAGCCUAUUACACGAUCACCAUUGCCAGUUAAAUGUUAUCAACAGAAAAAUGGUUGCCUUUUAGUGGAAUGGUUACCGAAAAAAAUUGGCUCACAUAAAAUUGAAGUUUUUCGUGGCGAUGAUGCUAAGCCAGUGAUUGGUUCACCAUUUAUAUGUGAAAUAUUCGAUGCAUCCAAAGUGAAUAUUGAACCAAUUGAAUCAUCAAGUUUUGUUAUUAACAAAAAAAUCACUUUACAUUUAAAUAGAAAAAAUGCUGGCUACGCUGAAUUGGAUGUUACGGUGACCAGUCCAUUGGGUCGUCAUCUUCCUAUUGAAGUGAAAGGAAUGCCCAAUGGUGAAGGUGAAUUGAUUGAAUUUGUUCCAACGGUACCAGGAAAAUAUAAAAUCGCCAUCACCUAUGGUAAUGUUGAAAUACCAGAUAGUCCGAUAACGUUUUUUGCACAAGAAAGUAUUCUACCGAAAAUAUCUGGCAACGGUCUCUAUUGUGGUAUGAUAAAUGAGCCUUGUUUUUUCAUUAUCGAUGCCAAAGAUAUUUAUGGUUCACCUGAAAUUAAAAUUGAUGGUCCAGAAAGUGAAACAUCAUUUUCGAUUGAAAAAUGUAAUGACAUUUAUAAGAUUACCUAUAUACCAUUGGAAAUUGGCAUUUUCGACAUAAAAGUCUUGUGGAAUGGUCAAGAGAUUCCAGAAAGUCCAUUUCAUCCACAUAUUGUCAACAUUGAAAAAGUCCGUCUAAUCGGUGGAUGGGAAAACAUUUUAGACGGCCAUAAUAGAUUGAAUUUUUGUAUUGGUGAAGAAAAGAAAUUGAUUUUUGAUAUUAGUGAAGCUGGAACAGGAAAAUUGAACCUUAAAAUCAAACAUCAAAACAACAACAGCCAAAAUUCAGAAGAGUUAUUACCAUUGGAACAAAUAGGAUCAUAUAAAUAUAAAGUGAUUUUUAAGCCAAAAUUUUGUGGCGAAUACGAUAUUUUUGUUUAUUUUGAAAAUUUUCUUCUACCUAAAAUGCCUAUACACGCCGUUGUCAAUGAAAAUAGUAUGGAAGGUGUAACCGUUGUACUUCGCGGCCAUGGUCUUGCCGGUGCUAGAGUUGGUGAAGAAGCUGAAAUCGUUAUUGAUGGAAAAGAUGCUGGUGAUGGUGAACCAGACGUUUCGUUGACGGGUGUUAAAUCUGAUAUCAAAGUUAAAUUGGUUGCCAUUGGUCCUCGAUUAUAUAAAGCGAUAUAUGAGCCAAGAAUUCCAGGAACCUAUCUAUUGAAUGUACUUUGGAAUCAGAAACAAGUAAAAGGAUGUCCACUUAAGGUUCCAAUAUUACCUAGUUGUGAUGCAAAAAGAGUUAUUUGUACUGGUGAUGGACUUAAAGGUGGUACAAUUGGUAAAGAGAUUAAAGCAUUCAUCGAUACACGACGUGCUGGUCCAGGUGAACUAAGUGCUCAAUGUGUUGGUCCGAAUAAAGCUGCCAUUUGUGAAUUAUAUGAUCAAAAUGAUGGAACAUUUACAUUAUUAAUUCAUCCUCAAGAAGGUGGUAAACAUACCUUGACGAUAAAAUAUGGCGGUCAACAUAUAAUCGGAUCACCAUUUUUAAUGCGAAUCUAUUCAGCACCAGAUGCUAGCAAAGUUCGUGUGAUUGGUCCCGGCAUUGAACAUGGAGUGCUGCCAAUUUAUCAAAGUCACUUUAUGUGUGAUACUAAAGGUGCUGGAGCUGGCCAAUUAACAGUUCGAAUUCGUGGUCCAAAAGGUGCAUUCAAAGUUGAAAUGCAACGUGAAAGCCAAAAAGAUCGUACGAUUUAUUGCAAAUAUGAUCCAACCGAACCAGGUGAUUAUAGAAUCGAAGUAAAAUGGGCCGGUGAACAUGUACCUGGAUCACCAUUUUUCGUUAUGAUUUUCGAUACUCAAGAUGAAUUGAAUCGAUUUAUACGUAAUGGUUGUAGUAAUUCAAUGAUAUCAUCAUUACCACCAUUGAAUGCUAUUGAAAGAAUGGCUGGACCAAAUUAUUCUGAAGAAUGGAAACAAAUUUCAUGGAAAGGAUCUACAGCUGAUUUAUGAUCAAUCAAUGAUAAUAAUAAUUUUUAUUUUUUAUUUUACAAACAUUGCAUUUAUUAUCCUCACAUGAUAAUUAUUUAUUUUCAGGAAAAUUUUUAAAUUAUUUUCAUUGCCCGAAAAGUUUCUCGGUUCAAUUUGUGAGCCAAAAUUCUGGAAAAAAUUUUCUGACGUAAAUAUACACACACA
Messenger RNA from Dermatophagoides farinae (American house dust mite), 8357 nucleotides. It is a transcript of the gene jbug, whose product is annotated as filamin-type immunoglobulin domains fbug. Gene Ontology annotation, biological process: actin cytoskeleton organization. The record is from RefSeq and is a predicted model, not a curated record. Gene Ontology annotation, molecular function: actin filament binding. NCBI's taxonomy places the organism in Eukaryota, Metazoa, Arthropoda, Arachnida, Sarcoptiformes, Pyroglyphidae.